This is a messenger RNA of Aspergillus pseudonomiae, 870 nucleotides long. Its product is annotated as phosphotransferase family protein. The transcript is spliced from 3 exons. NCBI's taxonomy places the organism in Eukaryota, Fungi, Ascomycota, Eurotiomycetes, Eurotiales, Aspergillaceae. The record is from RefSeq and is a predicted model, not a curated record. Bases 1 to 870 code for a protein of 289 amino acids.
AUGAUUACAUAUAGACUUGGCGACCAGCUGAUAUCCUUGGAGCUGCCCGAUAGCACGAAAAAGGAGAUUGACUUUACCGAUAGCUCAUUCUUCAAGACCCCAAAUCGCCACCUCCCAACACCCGACCAGGUGAGAGCGAUAUCCCCAGAUGUUCGGAACCGUUAUAAAAUAACGCCCGUCAGAUUUGAGAAUCUUAACCUGAUUGUCAAAUUUAGCGUUGAUGUGACAACUGUUUUUCAGAACGAUGUUCCAGUGCCUGAGGUCUUUGGCUGGCGGGUUGAUGAUGAAGGCUUUGUGUUCAUUUAUAUGGAGCUGAUCAAAGGACCAACACUUGAGGAGUGCCGGGUGUGUUUGGACACUACACAGAAGAAGGCCAUCACUGAUCAGCUGUCAAGGAUCAUGGGGAAUCUGCGACGACUUAAGCAAGACCCUUCCGAUCCGUUCAUCGGAUCAAUCAAUCGGCAGCAUCUUCUAGGCCGCACUUUCGAAAAUCAACCGAAAACUGGCCCGAUCCCCAGUGUCAAAGAGUUCAACGACUGGUUUGCUUUGUUACCCUCGAUACGCUUCUGCCAGAGAGGUGAUGAUCCUUAUCGAUGCUUUCUUCCAGACACUGGCGAGAUCAAAUUCACCCAUGCGGAUCUGCACAAGGGGAAUAUGAUCGUAUCCUCCUUCGACCCAGUUCAGAUUGUCAUUGUGGACUGGGCGCAAUCGGGAUGGUAUCCGGAUUACUGGGAAUACUGCAGAGCUUGCUGGGCCUGCAUGAAGGGGGACGAAUGGCAUGAGGACUUUGUCGCCGAAUUCCUGGAGCCUCGAAAGGAUCUUUGUGAAGUUGUUGCUUAUUAUUGCUACGCAAUAGGCUCGUAUUUUUAA